This is a messenger RNA of Xenopus laevis (African clawed frog), 2546 nucleotides long. It is a transcript of the gene ranbp3.L, whose product is annotated as RAN binding protein 3 L homeolog. Gene Ontology annotation, biological process: protein export from nucleus. The record is from RefSeq and is a predicted model, not a curated record. NCBI's taxonomy places the organism in Eukaryota, Metazoa, Chordata, Amphibia, Anura, Pipidae. The transcript has 16 exons. Bases 163 to 1647 code for a protein of 494 amino acids. Gene Ontology annotation, cellular component: nucleus; cytoplasm.
GUAUUGACAAGGCCCAAGCAACGUAGUAUUAUUGCGGCGCAGCUGGGACCAGCGCAUGCUCUUGACUUCGACGAUUCAAGAUUGUAGUUCCCGCCCAGAAGACCCCGUCCCUUGGCUGUGAAAGCGUCCGCGAAGCAUUGUGGGAGCGGCUGAGGCGGUAAAAUGGCGGAUCUGGCAAACGAAGAAAAGCCUGCUAUAGCGCCUCCUGUCUUUGUAUUUCAGAAGGACAAGGGACAGAAGAGAUCAGCUGAUGAUUCCAGUCCAGAGCAAGAAGAUUCUGACAGAGAAGAUAGUUACUGCCCACCUGUUAAACGAGAACGAACCUCAUCCUUUUCACAGUUUCCUCCUUCCCAGUCUGUGACAAAGAACAAUGUCUUCAUGCCAUCAAGCUUCUGUCAACCUUCCACUGGUAAUUCAGACUCUGAGCCAGGUCUUCCAAGCCAGAAGCCUAAGGAGCAGCAGCGCAGUGUUCUGCGCCCAGCAGUAUUACAAGCUCCACAGCAGAAGACUUUCUCGGCACCUGGCUUCAGUAGUGGAACAAAUGGCAUCAGUCUCUCCUCUGAGUCCUCCGCUUCCUAUCCAGAUGCUUCAGCAGUAAACCCAUCCAUACAUCAGAUAAACGCUGAUGGUGAUAGAAAAGACAGCAAUGCUCAGACAGAGUCUUGUAUUGUGAAAGAUAUUAGUGAAGAUUUAGAACAGGGUGAGCAGAAGACGCAGCAAUCCUUUGUCUUUGGGCAGAACCUGGAAGACCGAGUAAAACUUGAAGUACAAAAUAAUGAUGAGAAAGUGGGAUCCCAAGGUAUGGAUGCCCCAGCACAGACCAAUUACUUUCUACAGUAUAUCGGCUCAAGCCUAGAGAAUUCCACACAUAAAACUGAAGCAGCCACGAGCAAGUUUGUAUUUGGGCAAAAUAUGAUUGAGCGAGUUCUGAGUCCACCCAAAGCAGAGCCAAACUCUGACAGCAACAAGGAGAAUUCAGUUUUAGAGAGUGAAUCUAAAAGUGCUUUACUGGAAAACACCCCAGAAAAAACAAAUAAUAUCUCAGAAUCCCUGGUAGAGUCCGCAGCUGCAUACACAAAAGCUACUGCAAAAAGAUGUUUGCUGGAAAAAGUUGAGGUUAUCACAGGAGAGGAGUCAGAGAGCAAUGUAUUGCAGAUCCAAUGCAAACUGUUUGUGUUUGAUAAAGUGUCACAGUCUUGGGUAGAGAGAGGUCGAGGUCUCUUGAGACUGAAUGACAUGGCCUCCACAGAAGAUGGUUUACUACAAUCCCGCCUUGUUAUGCGCACACAAGGUAGCUUGCGAUUAAUCCUUAACACUAAACUCUGGGCACAGAUGCAAAUAGACAAAGCCAGUGAGAAAAGCAUCCGCAUCACUGCGAUGGACACAGAGGACCAGGGUGUCAAAGUCUUUCUGAUAUCGGCAAGCUCUAAAGACACUGGACAGCUUUUUGCUGCAUUGCAUCACCGCAUCCUUGCUUUAAGGAGUCAUGUAGAGCAAGAUGUUGAAUUAAAGUGUCCUGAGCCAGUGAGGGAAGUGGCACAGUCCAAUGAAGAAGACAGUGAUGAUGAUGAUGUACUUACCCCCUCAGGGGCAAAUGUUGGAGCACCUGGUGACGAGGAAGAGAAGCUACCAGCAUCCAGUACAUAGCACCCACCUCUUAAGAAGCUCCCCUUUAAGUAAUCUGGUGAUAGUCCUCUGCUUUCUUCAAACCUUAUGGAGUACUGAAGACAAACUUCUAAAAGCAAGGCAGAGCUUAAGGACACAGACUUCUCACCCAUCCCCUGGAACUGUUUUUGUUUGUUUUUUCCCGCUUAACCAGAAAAAAAACAUACUUUGGGUUACCAUCAAGAUAUUUUUAUUUUUCACCCCCUUGAAGAUGUUACACAUGGAAUCCAUCCAGUCUUACACAAAGCUCUUGCCAGGAUGUCUGAGGAUAUAACAGCUCAUCAUAUUGAUGAGCAAAAGAAAGUUUCCACCUGCCCCACCACCCCCUUGUAACUGAUGUUGACAGCAAAGACAAUACCACCAUUCAAAAAAAAUGUAAUUUUCUUUUUAUAUAAUGAAAUGUUGCCUCUGUCUUUCCCCCCUCAACCUUCAAAAAAAAAAAAAAAAAUCAGUGUGUGUAAAUAUAUGUAUAAAUUUUUCAUGCCCUUCAUUGCUUUUAUUUUUGGAUUCUUGACCAGGACCUACCCAAUUUCUGAGAGAGAUGUAUAGGGCCAUGCUACCUUACCAGUGUCCCUCCACUUCUAAACUUUAAAUGACUGCCCUCUGUGGCUUAUCAAAUUGGAAUAAUCUUUGGAGCUACACACAGUUUUGAAACACUCUUGGACAGAUUGCAUUCUCCUUUAAGACUUCAAACCUAUUGGUUAUAAAUGGGAUAUUCCAGUUUUUCUCCUUCCCUUUUUCUGGGUAAUUUUUCUGUUGUGUUUCAAAAUAUUUUUUAGUUUGACAUAUAUGCUUUUUUUGUGUGCUACAAAAGUGAAAUGUUAUUUUUUUGUAUCAUUAUUUAAGGGAAAGCGUUCUGUUUUCCUUUUAGUUCAUUUCCA